UGAAAUUAUCAUUUUGAUGACUAUAUUUGCGAACUGCGUGGCCUUAGCUGUCUACAUCCCCUUCCCAGAGGACGACUCCAACGCCACCAACUCAAACCUGGAGCGGGUAGAGUAUCUCUUCCUCAUCGUCUUCACAGUAGAAGCCUUUCUGAAGGUAAUAGCCUACGGACUGCUCUUCCACCCGAACGCAUACCUGAGGAACGGAUGGAACUUACUGGAUUUCAUCAUCGUGGUCGUGGGGCUCUUCAGUGCUAUAUUAGAGCAGGCCACCAAAGUGGAUGGAGGGACGCCCAUAGGAGGGAAGGCAGCGGGCUUCGAUGUGAAGGCACUACGGGCGUUCAGGGUGCUCAGGCCACUCAGACUGGUGUCUGGGGUGCCCAGUGCAGCGGGAGAUUGGGAGGAGAUUCGGGGGAGGAGAUAG
Oncorhynchus masou masou (cherry salmon) is the source of this 421-nucleotide messenger RNA. RefSeq names its product voltage-dependent L-type calcium channel subunit alpha-1C-like. Bases 17 to 421 code for a protein of 134 amino acids. Gene Ontology annotation, molecular function: high voltage-gated calcium channel activity. NCBI's taxonomy places the organism in Eukaryota, Metazoa, Chordata, Actinopteri, Salmoniformes, Salmonidae. Gene Ontology annotation, biological process: calcium ion import across plasma membrane. The transcript is spliced from 4 exons. Gene Ontology annotation, cellular component: membrane; voltage-gated calcium channel complex. The record is from RefSeq and is a predicted model, not a curated record.